AUGGGGCCUCCUCUCCUGGACAUCAGCUCACCUGUCUCCAUUCGCGCGCAGUGGGCGCGGCAGCACGCCAUCUACGGCAUCAAGGAGGAAUGGAACAAGCUCGUCCGACUUGCGCACGGCCGUAGGCCUGAUGACGAGAGUUUGGAUCUCCCCGAGCUGAUCACAGGCGACACCCUGGAUGAGGCGCCCCUCAAGACGAUCCCGAAGGACGGCACGGCAGGAGGCGAUCCGCUUGCCAUAAACGUGGGCAUCGUCGGCGCGGGCGCUGCCGGCCUCUUCUCUGCCCUGGUGUUGGAGUACCUUAAUACGGCGCAAACCAGCGUCAAGUUCACGUAUGAUAUUCUCGAGGCCGACACGACCAACCGCUCGGGCGGGCGGCUGUACACGCACAACUUCAGCCAGCAGCCGCACGACUACUACGAUGUCGGGGCCAUGCGUUUCCCCAAACACGCCGUCAUGGAUCGCACCUUUUCUCUCUUUGCGGACCUUGGCAUGGACUUUGGGUCACUCGACCCCAACGGCAACUGGGCGAAUGACCCUCCGCUAGGGACCCUGAUCCCGUACUACCUGACGAAUAUCGAUCCGACGAGCGGCGUUCCGCAGGAGCCGUGGCGCUUCAACAACGUUAACAAUUGGGGAUCGUACAGCAGCAUCGCCACCGAAGACAAGGAUCCGUGGAAGUUUACCGCUGAUAAGACCCUCCAAAUUGACACGCGCUUGCUUGCGCUGAAGAUGUCUCCCGGCGACAUCAUGACCGCCCUCCUGGAGCCGCUUCGCCAGCAGCUCCGGGACGAUAUCAAGAACCAGACCAACACGGGAUGGCAGACGCUGAUGAGCUUCGAUAACAUGACCAUGACCCAAUUUCUCUCCAGCGUUCGCAGUCCCUGGCCCGCCAGCCUCCCCCAGCCCACUCUCCCGCCGCCGAUGACAGGGGAUGUUCCGCUGCCGCCGUACAACUACGACACCAUCCAGUGGUUUGAGACGUUCAACGGAGGGAACCAAGGUCAACUAACCUGUUGCGACCGCAGGGGCACAAACUGGUACGACCAAGCCUUUAGCGAGAUCGUCCUCGAGUCCCUGGACUUCGAUUUCCCCAAGCCCGGCGACCCUGACACCAAAUGGUAUUGCAUUCUCGGCGGAGCGCAGCAGCUCGCCACCAAGAUGGAAGCCAAGAUCAACGCGCUCAGCGGCAACCCGAGCAAGGUCGAGUACUCGUCUCAGGUCACGGCACUCGCCCAGGUCGACGCCAUGAAGGUCAACGUCGACAUCAACGGCGGAGAAAGCAAAAGCGCCGACGGCGGGGAGACGAGGUCCUAUAGCUGCGUCUUCAACACGACGGCGCUCGGCUGCCUCGAGCACAUGGACACCACAGCGGUCUUGUUCAACUCCGCGACCCGCCAGGCGGUGCGGUCGCUCGGCUACGGCCCGAGCUGCAAGGUGGCGAUCAAGUUCACACGCCCGUGGUGGAUCCACGACCUCCCGACCGGCACCGCCGUCAAGCGCGGCGGCCUCGGCCACUCGGACCUCAACAUCCGCACGUGUGUUUACCCAAGCUACAACAUAUACGAUCCCGAUUCGGUGACCGCGGUGCUCCUGUGCACGUACACGUGGCAGCAGGACGCCGAGCGUCUCGGCUCCCUCAUGGGCGACGACGAGACCCAGCUCCGGACCCUCCUCAUCGCUGACCUGGUGCGCCUGCACGCCCCCUCGAACGCGACGCCCAAGCAGCUGGAGGACCUCCACAUCCUCAUCCACGGGUCGUACGACUCGCACUUUGCGUGGGACUGGUACAAGGAGCCCAAUGCCGCCGGCGCCUUUGCCUUCUUCCGCCCCUUCCAGUUCAGCGAGAUGUGGGGCAAGAUGAUCAUCCCAGCCGGCGAUGUGGUCGUCAUGGGCGAGCACGCGUCGCCGCACCACGCGUGGGUCGUCGGCGCUCUCGAGAGCGCCGUGCACGGCAUCGCCGCGUGGUGCAGCAUGACGGCGACCCACAACACCGUCCACGCGGCUGCGAUGAAGGACGUCCUGGACGUUCUCACGAGCACCGACCCGAACAACCCGUACGUCGGGCUGCCGCCGUAUAUGGACUUGAACAUGGAGCUGUGGCACGGCUGCCUCGGCGCGGCCGUACGCCAGGGCAUGCUGGAGGACCGCCAAGAGCCGCUGGGCCGCCUGACGCUGAAUGACAGGGCCGGGACGGAAAAGCAGAGGGCUGCGGCCUUACUGACCAAGCUGGGCAUCAAGGGGGAUUUUGCCAAGGCAUAG
Molecule: messenger RNA, 2262 nt
Organism: Colletotrichum higginsianum IMI 349063
Lineage: Eukaryota; Fungi; Ascomycota; Sordariomycetes; Glomerellales; Glomerellaceae
Product: amine oxidase
Exons: 5
Coding region: 1-2262 (753 amino acids)
Biological process (GO): amino acid catabolic process
Molecular function (GO): polyamine oxidase activity; L-amino-acid oxidase activity
Source: RefSeq, a predicted model, not a curated record